This is a messenger RNA of Podospora pseudopauciseta, 2665 nucleotides long. RefSeq lists its product as uncharacterized. The transcript is spliced from 2 exons. NCBI's taxonomy places the organism in Eukaryota, Fungi, Ascomycota, Sordariomycetes, Sordariales, Podosporaceae. The record is from RefSeq and is a predicted model, not a curated record. Bases 335 to 2437 code for a protein of 700 amino acids.
CUUCAUCAUUUCCGGUUUGUGCUUCUAGAGAACACCGAUUUGUUAACGCCCAUGCGGUCUGCAUCAUUUGUCUUGUCUCAUGCCUUUUGGCCCAGUGCCAUUCAAAGUUUUGCCUAACCCUAGCACCAGAUUCUGCCGCUCGGUCAGCCCUGCGCACCGCCAGCUUGUACGGUUUGCCUCGAAUCUUUGAGCCAAUGGAGAUUGACAAUGGCGUGCUGCGCCCCGCUGAUACGAAACUCCUUGGCGCCCUCAUGAUGGGGUCCUCAGCUCCCCAGCAACUCAUCUCAAGUUCUCAACUACAUGCAGCGUUAUGUCAACUACCUUCUAGGCAGCCAUGGAGUUCACGCUGACAUUCGGCGCUGUCGGUGAUUUUCUAGCACUUCUCUCACUGAUCAACGACAUCAGGUCAGCCUUGGACGAUUGCCGUGGUUCGAAGAAGACAUAUCGCGAUCUCGUCGAAAGCCUAACGCUACUCCAAAAGUCGCUUGAGCAAGUAGUGAAAAUAUAUCAAGGACCUGGUUUCGCAAGCGGGUUACAGGACUUGGGGGCAAUCGCCCAAGCCACUGUCAACCAGGUCUGCGCAGCUCUUCAGGAGUUUCGAGACCGAAUCAGCAGCAAAUACGGCUCCAGCCUGGCCAGCAACGGGUCAGGGAACGUCUUGAGGGAUGUCACUCGAAAGAUUCAAUGGAAGUUUGAAGAGAAAGAUGUCGAGCAGUUCCGCGCGAAGGUGGCGGGACUCACUGUGUCCUUGAACCUUCUUCUCGAUGCCACGACUGUACGCCUCAUACAACAAAGCCAGGAGGCAACGGCCAAACGAAUUGACAAUGCCGAGAAAAACACAACCAAGGUAGUUCAAAAAUUUGGACAGUCGAUCGAAAAGUCCUUCAGAUUCAUCGGUUCACGCAUUAUGUCGAAACUCGACUUCCUGUCUUCGAUAGGGAUGGAUCUGAAAGACUCGGCAUUUCAGAUUGUCACCUUGAUGUUCACUAUGUCGAGAGACCUGACCAGCAUGGGGGCAGUUCUCUUGAGGCUUGAGAGAGGUGUCGACAGCGGCGAGCACUUUGUGCUUGAAGACGCCACAGGACGCACACUCCCCAUCCAUCUCAAGACUAUCACAUCAUGGGAGGCAUUAGAGUUCAUCUUGAAUGAUCGGUUCAAGGGGAGGAAAGGGGAGCGCAGAAUUCGACGGAAGCUGUACUCGCUGCAUGAGAGUGCCAGUCAUCAGGAAAUCGAUCGAUCGGCCAUGUUUGAAGAUGCCUUCGUGCCCUAUCAAAAGGUUGACAUGAGCAUAGUCUGCAGAGCUCUAGAGGUUCCGCAAGCUGAUAGCUCAGGUGAUACGGGGCUUUCGAGUUGUCCUUGGUGUCGUACCACUUCACCGGGCAAACUGGGAGCUCGCGUGCAAUGUCCAACUUGCAAAAAGAAGUUCACUCGGGUGGUAAUCGAAUUAGACGACGAUCUUGCUGCGCCCAUGGCCCCUGUCACAGAUUACACCGUGAAACCCACUGGAAAACCUGGUCCGAAUGGGGAGGAAUGCAGCGAGUGCCAUCAACCAAAAACACCCAGCGGUAAUGACCAGAGAAGAAAGCAUCCAGUCGAUCUGGAAUCAGACUCUGAUGAAGAAAAUGUUACUGGCCUAGCCCACAUUAUUCUCCAGACCAAGAAAAUGCGAACCAUCAAACUCAAGGAACCCGCGAUUGCACCGCUUCAGGAGGCAAGCGACCCAAAAAACCUAGACGUUGCUGGAAUGCAGCACCACACUGCACAUGAGGAGCAUCCCUUAGAGCAGCCGGUUCGCAAAUCAGCAGAGCAACAGCCAAAAACUUCAGGCAAGCCCCGACUACCGGCUCCGCGGGCCGCCACCAUUGCAGACGCCGAGAAAUAUGGCAUCCCUUCAGGAUAUUGGCUCAAAAAUUGGGACCCCACCGAGGAGCCCAUCCUCCUCCUGGGCUCGGUAUUCGAUGGUAACUCGAUCGGCAAGUGGAUCUACGACUGGACUGUCUAUGACAAGGGCCCGUCAGCACCGAUUUCAGAGAUGGCUGGUGAAAUGUGGCUGCUUCUUAUCAGACUAACCGGCAGAAUCAAGCGGAGUGAAGAGGUGGUAGACAGGAUAGGGGACGAAGAUGAUAAGGAGGUUGUGGAAGAGUUUUUGGAGGCGGGUGACCGGUUGAUGGUUAAGUUUCGCAAGCUUCUCAAGGCGUGUGAGAAGCCCAUGUUGGAGACCAAAAAGGAAGGGAAGCUUGGGAUGGAGGCGGGUGUUCAGUUUGUUAGGUGCAUGUUUGGUCGGGAGUUUGAGCUGAAGAAGACGGAGAGGUGGAUGACUUCGGUUAGGUUGUGGAAUUUGAGGUUUGAUGCGAAUUGUGAGGAGGUGAUUAGGAAACCUUGGAUGCAAGUUGCGACUGCGCCAGAAGUGGGUGGCGAGGUUGAUGUGAAGAGCUAGGUGCUUAUCGUGGUUUAUUUAUGUUGCACAAUGCCUAUUUAAGCUACCUCAUCUACGGUUAGGUGGUCACGGAUAGGUCCAAAGUUUGAAUUAGAACUAAGACUUUGUAUCAACUUUUAUCGCGUAGGGUUGUGUGUAUACUCGGUGGUCAUCAUGUCCAACGCAUACACAUCCAAGAAACAGCAUUACACGUCUCUCUGGUACCAUAACUUUUGUGUAUAACAGAAA